AUGGCUAAAAGCUUCCUGAGGAAGUGGAAAAGGAAGAUGCAUGCUGAAAAGAGAAAAAAGAAUGCCCCCAAAGAGCUCAGCAGACUUAAAAGUAUUCUCAAAAUAGACAGUGAUGUUUUAAUAAAAGAUGUUCAAGAGAUAGCAACUGUGGUGGAACCAAAACAUUGCCAAGAGAAAAUGCGAUGUGUGGUGAAAGAUGAAGAAGAGGACAUGAAAAUGGAGACUGAUAUUGAGAGAAACAAAAAGAGUCCUCUAUACCAGCCUGGACAGUACCCAGUAUGGAUGAACCAGAGGCAAAGUAAAAGGCUGGAGGCAAAGCAAGAGAAAGAAAAAGGGAAAAGGAAAGCAAAAGCAGCGAAGGCAGCAAAGGGUUUGGCCUGGUACACUCUUAAAACCUUGAAAAGUGUCACAUGGGACAGAUGUUUGAUUAGAAUGUAUGUAGUGAUUUCACCUCCCACCAAAUGA
Cynocephalus volans (Philippine flying lemur) is the source of this 465-nucleotide messenger RNA. RefSeq names its product protein LLP homolog. The record is from RefSeq and is a predicted model, not a curated record. NCBI's taxonomy places the organism in Eukaryota, Metazoa, Chordata, Mammalia, Dermoptera, Cynocephalidae. Gene Ontology annotation, molecular function: RNA binding. Bases 1 to 465 code for a protein of 154 amino acids. The transcript has a single exon. Gene Ontology annotation, cellular component: nucleolus. Gene Ontology annotation, biological process: dendrite extension.